This is a messenger RNA of Menidia menidia (Atlantic silverside), 762 nucleotides long. NCBI's taxonomy places the organism in Eukaryota, Metazoa, Chordata, Actinopteri, Atheriniformes, Atherinopsidae. The record is from the annotation of a GenBank genome assembly.
GGGCUAAUGGGUGCUGUGGACCUCGUUUCGGCGACAAAUGCCCUCUCAUAUAAGACUCUAUAGGAUCGAUAAAUGAUGAGCAGCCCCUUUUUCUACCCCCGAUCCAUUCAAUGUCUGCGAAUAUCUGCCAGUGGAAAGGUCAGACGCCCAGCACCACUGCUCAUUUCCCUCUUCCACCCGAUGCGGGGCAAAUAUUUUCCAGUCUUGUGGCUGCAACCCGUGGUGCGCCCCCCGCGUCCGGCAGGGUUUCCAACUUGCAGAAGUCGUGGAGCGUGUGUGCCCGGACACGUAGCUGCGGAAACGGCGUGCGUGCGCCGUUCAACGUCCCCGUCUGAUCGAGAGGCCACCUGGCCGGUGGGUGCUGACCGCGGGCUCUUUGUCCUCCAAGAGGACCAGCUGGGACAUCGCGCAGAGGGGGAAAGGGAGCGGAAGGAGACGGAAUUGGAGGCAGCGAGAGAAGGGCGUCUGUCUGGGAUGCGAAAGGAGCCUCUGAGCUGAGGCGCUUUUGCUCAGCUGCUCCCUCACUGCUGAGCUGCUGUCCAUUAGGAUAAGAAUGAAAAAUGAGUGGCAAAUAAACACGUCAGCUUACCAACUGUUGUUGGAUAAUGUCAGUGGAGGAAAGCCUCUAUCCACAUCACUGACUGAGAUAAAGCUGCACCCAAAACACUUGAUUACGUACACGUUGAUCUUCAUGCCCACUGAAAUGAAGUUUUAAAAAAAGCUGACUGAAUUUCUUCCCUGUAAAAUAAUUAGUAUUUGUCC